AUGAGUGCGUUUUCAUGGUGUUGGAGUCUUGCAGGACUUGCGCUCUUAGGCAUUUUUACAAAUGGGGUAAUGGGUUUUGAUGAAAUGAACUUGUUCAACAGAUUCAACGACACAAGUGUUUAUGAGAAACAAGACAAUGGUGCUGGUGUUCUGAUGGUAGGACUCACUCUUGUUCAAGCCGCUGCUGCCAAAGGAGCCGUGUGUCUGGAUGGGUCGGUGCCUGGAUAUCAUUUGUAUCGUGGGUACGGUUCAGGAGCAAACAACUGGAUCAUUCAGUUGCAGGGUGGUGCGUGGUGUGACAGCGUGAAAAAUUGUCAAUACCGUAAAAGUAGUAGUUACGGAUCGUCCACAUUAAUGGAGAAAAUGUUAUCAUUUACGGGAAUACUAAGCAAUAAAGCCGCUGAAAAUCCAGACUUUUACAAUUGGAAUAAAGUUAAAGUCCGGUAUUGUGAUGGUGCAUCCUUUAGCGGCGACAGCGAAAACAAGGCCGCACAACUUCAAUUUAGAGGAAAACGUAUAUUUUUAGCUGUCAUGGAAGAUUUGAUGGCAAACGGAAUGCGUCAAGCAAAGCAGGCUUUGCUCAGCGGUUGUUCGGCUGGGGGUCUUUCAUCGAUCUUACGCUGCGAUGAUUUUAAGAGCUUGUUUCCUCUAAGCACCAAAGUAAAAUGCAUGAGCGAUGGUGGCUUCUUCCUUGAUACUGUUGAUAUAUCUGGAGGUCGUACGUUAAGACGUAUGUAUUCUGGUGUCGUUAACACCCAGGGUUUGCAAAACACGCUUCCUCGCACAUGUACAAACCAUUUUGAUCCAACUUCGUGUUUUUUUCCUCAAAACAUAAUCAACCAAGUGAUGACUCCGUUGUAUAUUCUCAACUCAGGAUUUGAUGCGUGGCAGAUUGGAAAUAGUAUAGCUCCACCAUCUGCAGAUCCGACUGGCAGUUGGCAUAACUGCAGCUUCAUGUUCAGAUGCAACGCAGCUCAGAAGAAGGUCUUGGAAGGUUUCAGGAUAAGCAUGUUAAAUGCGUUAAAAACCUUUUUGACGUCAAGGAAGAACGGAGUCUUAAUUACCUCAGGCUGGGCUCAUUGCCAAGCGGAGAGACAAGAUGCUUGGUUUCCUGGAAACUCUCAAGCGGGUAACAAGGGGAUUGCUGUAGCUGUUGGAAAUUGGUAUUUUGAAAGAGCAUAA
Messenger RNA from Eruca vesicaria subsp. sativa (arugula), 1182 nucleotides. The record is from the annotation of a GenBank genome assembly. Lineage: Eukaryota; Viridiplantae; Streptophyta; Magnoliopsida; Brassicales; Brassicaceae.